Rhodamnia argentea is the source of this 1568-nucleotide messenger RNA. RefSeq names its product two-component response regulator ARR1-like. Gene Ontology annotation, biological process: phosphorelay signal transduction system; cytokinin-activated signaling pathway. Lineage: Eukaryota; Viridiplantae; Streptophyta; Magnoliopsida; Myrtales; Myrtaceae. Gene Ontology annotation, molecular function: DNA binding. The transcript has 5 exons. The record is from RefSeq and is a predicted model, not a curated record. Bases 36 to 1568 code for a protein of 510 amino acids.
AGAAAAACAGAGCAGUCAGAAGAAAAAACAGAGCGAUGGAGGGGGUGACCCGCAACGAGAAUAGUAAUGUUUCGAGUGAGGAUGAUGAUAGAUUCCCGGAGGGUUUAAGGGUUCUUGUGGUUGACGACAAUGUCACCUAUCUCCACCUUCUGGAGAAGAUGCUUCAAGAUUGUUCGUACCGAGUGACCAAGUGCCAGCGAGGAGAGGAGGCGUUGGCGUUGAUUCGAGAGAACAGGGGCAGGUUCGAUAUCGUCUUGACAGAUGUUCACAUGCCUGGGAUGGAUGGACUUCAGCUUCUCGCCGAGAUCGCUAACAUGGACAUAACCUUGCCUGUAGUUAUGUUCUCAAGCGACCACGAAAAGGACACUGUGGUGAAAGGAGUGAAAGGCGGGGCACGCGACUUUCUAGUGAAGCCGAUUCGAAGCGACACUCUCAAGAUUCUGUGGCGACAUGUUCUUCGGAGCAACCCAUCGUCAAGGAACAAUUCUACUAAAGAAUUGGAGAUGCCGCACCUUCUGACCACAUCGUCAUCUAACAAUACCCAUUCUCAGGCAGAGAAUGAGGAAGAGAAUUCCAAAAGCUUGAAAAGAAGCAGCGAAGAUGAAGCUGAUCAAGGCCAGACUAAAAGCGGGGCGAAGAAACCCCGCAUUGUUUGGACACCUGAGCUCAGCCAGAUGUUUAUCAUGGCCGUCAAUAGUCUUGGAGACGAUAAUGCCAAACCCAAGAAGAUACUGCAAAUUAUGAGGAAAAUGACGGGUCUUCCUCAUCUCACUAGGCAACAUGUCUCCAGCCACCUUCAGAAGUACCGCAGGAACUCCAACAAGAUAGGUGAAGCCUCGGAGCAUCAAAGUGCAGAGUCUUCUCUCAUUAACGGUCCUGGCUUCGCUGAUCUCACUUGUUCCCCUCCACCAUCAUCGCCACUAAUUGGGAGCAGCCGUAUGCAAAACUGUGUUGCUUCAGCUCAAUAUCCAUCACGAGUUAUGAGCAUCGCCCGUCGACAGCAGUGCACCAGUUGUAGUACGAGGAUGCAUAAUCUUGUUGAGUUCCUGGAUAAUGAGGCGCUCCCACCACAGCCGCUUGUGCCGUUGCAGCAACCAAACCCACUUCUUGAGAACUACGGUCCCCAGUCAGCUCAAUGCCCAUCGUAUGCUCAUGCGCCAUCCCUUGGGUUCACCUCACCAAUGAAAAACAACACACACCCAGUUGUUCAUAAUCAAAGUGACAAUUCAUUCAUCAUGCAGAUGUUCCAAACACCUUCAAAUAUGCAAAUCAUUGAUGAAGCUGCAGCUACAGGACAUCAUCUUUCCACCACUACUCACCCUCAUCCAUUGCAGAGCCAGAUUUCAGAACAGGACAUUCAAAGCCUUUGUUCAAGUACUCCUCAUACAGCUUCUGAGCUGGGUUUGCCCAUAGCCUUCGGCACCAUUGGACCUAGAGAGAAUGAAUCCUGCGGCAGCAAUAUAAAAGAAGAAUUCUGUUCCCGGAACAACUAUAAUCCCGUUGCUGAGGACUGCCAAGCAUAUGUUAACGAGGCUAUAUUUGCAGAUAUGCUUGAUCAGGUUAGUUGA